Lepus europaeus (European hare) is the source of this 324-nucleotide messenger RNA. Its product is annotated as mitochondrial import inner membrane translocase subunit TIM14-like. Gene Ontology annotation, biological process: protein import into mitochondrial matrix. The record is from RefSeq and is a predicted model, not a curated record. Gene Ontology annotation, molecular function: ATPase activator activity. The transcript has a single exon. Gene Ontology annotation, cellular component: PAM complex, Tim23 associated import motor. The coding region runs from base 64 to 324 and encodes 86 amino acids. NCBI's taxonomy places the organism in Eukaryota, Metazoa, Chordata, Mammalia, Lagomorpha, Leporidae.
GCAGUAGCGGUCGGAUUGACCAUUGCUGCUGCAGGAUUUGCAGGCCGUUAUGUGUUGCAAGCUAUGAAGCGUAUGGAGCCAGGUCUUCAAAGUCUACCGAAAUCGGCCUUCAGUGGCGGCGAUUACAGAGGGGGGUUUGAACCCAAAACGACAAAACGAGCAGCCCUAAUACCAGGUGUAAGCCGUACUGCCAACAAAGGAAAAAUAAGAGAUGCACAUCGAGGAAUUAUGCUUUUAAAUCACCCAGACAAGGGAGGAUCUCCUAAUAUAGCAGCCAAAAUCAGGGAAGCUAAAGAUUUACUAGAAGGUCAAGCUAAAAAAUGA